AUGACUAGUAGGUUAUAUAAGGCAAGAUCUUUUCCAAAGGGUUCAUUUCUUGACUCUGAGUUGGGUAAUAAUCCAAGAUUCGUGUGGAAAAGUAUCUAUGAAGCAAAAUCAGUGAUGUUAACAGGUUUACGAUGGGUUAUCGAUUCAGACCGCAGGGAGUGGGGCGUGGAUGUUGUUAGAGAUUUGUUUAAUGUCAGAGACCAACAAUGCAUUUUCAACACUAAGCCUGAUGUCAAUAGUGCUGUGGAUCGUCUAUACUGGAGCAACGAAGUGUCUGGGAUUUACUCGGUGAAGAGUGCUUAUCGGCUCCUUCAAAAGCGAAAAGAGUUAUGGAGUGUUGAUAGUAAUGAUAGUAUUUGGAGCAAAGUCUUGUGGGUAAAAACACCUCCAAAGAAAUUUGUUCCCCUCCCAACGACCUGUCCAAUCUGUCAUUGUGCGGAUGAAACCAUCGUUCAUGAGAUAUUGUCCUAUCCUUUUGCAACAUGUUGUUGGCAAUUAGCAUUCCCGAGUUUGCAGACAACGAUAUGGAUGGAUUUUUCAAGCUGGAUGGUUUAUGCGAUGGAGGUGUGCUAUAAUAUUAGGCCUGCAGAGCUUCUAACGUUGUGUUGGGCGAUCUGGAGUGCCCGUAAUAAGGUGGUGUGGAACCAAAAGCAUCCUAGAGCUACGAAUGUUGUUGCGUCGUCAAAACAAUAUCUUUUACAAUGGAUAUCAGCCCAAAAAUUUGCCACCAAAUAUCUUUUUUCGAAUCAAGUUGUAGAAGUGAUUGGUGUCAAGGAGGCCUUAAGUUGCACAAAACAGAAGGCUUGGAAUAAGGUUCAGGUGGAAUCAGAUUGCUUAGUUGCGACCCAGGCCAUAAGAAGUAAGGUUGCCAUGUCUUUUUUUUGUCGCCGAGUGGUGGAAGAUUGUCGCAAGUUCUUCACUGAGUCACAAACUUUAUCUUCGUUUCAUAUUAAACGAUCUGCUAAUAUGGCAGCCACGUCCUAG
This is a messenger RNA of Daucus carota subsp. sativus, 984 nucleotides long. RefSeq lists its product as uncharacterized. Gene Ontology annotation, molecular function: nucleic acid binding; RNA-DNA hybrid ribonuclease activity. NCBI's taxonomy places the organism in Eukaryota, Viridiplantae, Streptophyta, Magnoliopsida, Apiales, Apiaceae. The transcript is spliced from 3 exons. Bases 1 to 984 code for a protein of 327 amino acids. The record is from RefSeq and is a predicted model, not a curated record.